AUGGAUGACAACUACAUAAAUUUCAACUUUAAUACGUUGGACGAUUUAUGCAAUAUAACCAGUAAAUUACAGGAAUUAAAUGAAUUACAAUUGCAACUUAAUGACAUUGCAGAAUCAAAAACAGCUGGUAAGAAAGGUUCUGUUGCGGGUUCAAUUACCAAAGUCAAUCAAGAAGAGUUCGAUAGUGCAAUUAAGAAUCUAACAUCUGAUGUUAGCAAAUUUGAUAUUAUUGGUGAAAAAGAUCACUUAAAGGAAUGUGAUGAAUUACUUGAAAAAUACGGACAAUUGCCAGUUUUGUUAGAGCUAAGAACUCAUUUGGAAACUAGGAGUAAUGUGUCAUUGACAAUUGACAGAUUGAGAAAACUUCAAGCCAUUGAUACAAGAUUGGAUCGGGAUUUGAGUUUAACGGAAUUGAAGAAUAUGUAUCAAGAGAUCAACAGUUUAAAUGAAAAAGACAAUUUGCUUGAAAAGUUUAACAAUAAAUUCAAUACUAAAAGAGAUGAAUUGAUGAAACAAUUUCAGGAAACUUUAACAACAAACAAAUGGCUAAGCAACACAAGUAUUCCUAACGAAGCCUUAACAUUAAUUUCUCGACAAUUCAACGAGCUAAUCUGCUUACAGUCGAUUGUUCUGAUCCCCUCUUAUCCCGAAACUUGGUGGGGGUUAAACCUAUUAUUGGAGCCAAUUAUUACAAGAUUCAAUUAUCAUUUCAACAGUGUGAACAAGGAAACAAAUAAACUUUCAAAACCUGAAUGGGCACUAGAUUUUCUUGAGACUUUUUUACAUGAUAAUUUAGGGUUGUUGUGUAUUAUUGUUGACGACACGUUCAAAGCGUUGAAUAGAAUCGGUACCUAUGAAGUGAUAACAUGUUUGUUAAUUCCAUUGAGGAGUAAAAUUGAAAAUAUGAUUGAUUUAAUUAACGAGAGAGUUGCCGAUAACGAUAACACCGUGUCACUUGAAAAGAAUGGUAGGAUAUUGUCCCAUUUAGUUUUCGAAUUGUCUUCUUUCGACCAAAGAAUUAAGGCGAAAUAUAAAUACAAUCCCUUCAUAAUUGAUUUCGAACAUGUUCCUGAAAAUAAAUGGCUAGGAAUCACGAGCGAUAUUUUAUUGAACGAUCUGAAUCAUGCUGCUAAAAACUGGUUAGAGUUUGAGAAUAAAUUGGCAUUGAAAAGGUUCAACAACGAGAUUAUUAACGCUCCUGAUGCAUUCAUAAUUGACCACGAUUACCAAGGUCUCAACCAUGAGAAGGAGAUUAGCUUGCAUAUUUUGAAACCAACAUAUUCUGCGUAUGGAUUAGUGAAAUUGAUAAACAACUUGAAUUCACAUUUCCAGACAUUAAAUAUAGUCAAGUACCAGUUACAAUUUGUGUCAAGAAUUCAAUUGGGGUUGAUAGACAAGUAUUAUGAUAUUAUCAAGAAACAUUAUAAAGAGUUCAAUAACAAGUAUAGUUUUAAAAAUGCAUUAAAUAUGAUUCCGGGAUCAAUGGUGGAUGAAAGUAUCAAUAAAAACAAAAAUGGCAAUGAUAACACGAUCAAUGAACACAUAAAAAAUGGUAUCACUUUUUUAACCGAAAUUUUUUGUUCCACCAAAUACAUAAGCAAUGAAUUAGAGAAUUGGAGUAAUCAAUUGGUAUUCAUUCAAUUAUGGUCCACAUAUACCGGGCUAUCUUCAGAAUUAUCAGAAGAUAGAAGCAUAUUUGAUUCUGCGUUGAAGCAAUAUGAUGAUUUGGUUAAUAAAAUUCUCAAGAGUUACGAUGAACUUUUUAAAAGUGAGAUAAAACAAUUGUUGAAGAAAUAUGUCAAUUUGAGUGAAUGGGAUUCACCAAGUGCUACUGCUACACAGUCGCCCGACAAGAAUAGUGAACUUGAACCAUCGGUUUAUUUAACACCUUUGAUCAGUUUGUUACCACAGUAUUUGGAUAUUAUAUCCAGAAGUGUAUCGCAAUUGGAUUACUUUAUAAUUAGCGACAAUACAGUUUCAACAUUAUGUCAGAUAUUAUUUGAAUAUGUUUUGACAAAUAACGAAUUCGACCGAAAUGGAAUUAAUCAAUUGCUUGUCGAUUUUGGAUACAUUGUUAAAUUUUUGCAGUAUUCGUUGAACUUGAACACGCUGGAUACUUAUAGUGAUGCAUUUGAGUAUUCCAAUGACACCAAUUCUGAUUAUGUCAAGAUUGUACAAGCGAUUGAUUUGCUAGAUUCAGUUGAUCAUGACGUGAUAACAAAUUUUAAUCAAGAAAAGUUGGACCACAAUAGUGCCAAACUUAAUGAGUUUGUUACAAAAUUGAGGUUGAAAUAUCAACACGAGCUUAAGGAAUUAACCAAUUAUGAUAUACAAAAUUUAUUAAGUAGAGUGGUGUAUUGA
Molecule: messenger RNA, 2361 nt
Organism: Candida dubliniensis CD36
Lineage: Eukaryota; Fungi; Ascomycota; Pichiomycetes; Serinales; Debaryomycetaceae
Gene: TIP20
Product: Tip20p
Exons: 1
Coding region: 1-2361 (786 amino acids)
Biological process (GO): endoplasmic reticulum to Golgi vesicle-mediated transport; retrograde vesicle-mediated transport, Golgi to endoplasmic reticulum; regulation of ER to Golgi vesicle-mediated transport
Cellular component (GO): Dsl1/NZR complex
Source: RefSeq, a predicted model, not a curated record